AUGGCAUAUGGGCGGUUGGCCUGGACCGCCAACAAUGCGGUGCUCAACUCGACCUGUCGACUCUUCCACCUGAUCGCCAUCGUUCUCGUCUUCACCACCGCCGUCUUCGCGGCGGACGACUCCAUCCUCCCAUCCGCCCCCUCCGCUUCCUUCCCUCAGUGCGGGCUCUCCUGCCCGCAGCUCAAUGCAGCCGCCGACAGUUGUCUGGCCAGCCCGGAUCCCGCGCACUCGGUUCACGUCUCGUGCUUCUGCCAGUCGUCCCUGAUCGCCCAGCUUCACAAUGUUCCAGACGGGACCUGCGAUGAUACCUGUACGCAGGAAUCCGAUCGUGUCUUGUUGAAGACAUGGUACAACAACUAUUGCAGCUCGGGGGGCGCCGCCGAGACAACCACAACCGCCGCCGUCCAGCCUGCAGCAGCUACCACGGGCUCCUCCUCCACCGGCCAGAAAGCACAGCCUGACUCGCCAGCACCCAAGUCCUGGUGGGACGGUCACUACCAAUGGGUCAUCAUGGUUAUCGUCCUGAUCGUCGCAUUCAGCGUCAUUGCCGCCGUCGGAGUCUGGGUGAAGAAACGCCACGAUGCAAAACAUCCCAAUCUGUACCACGGCGUCGCCGGCAGUGGCAGUGGCAGCGGGACGGGAAGCGGGUUGUUCGCCAGUCGUGCGCAAGACCAGAGUCCAGCACCCAGCCAACCGGGCCACUUCUCGACGAAUGUCGGGGCCGCGCCGCCGUCACGGUAUAGCUCCGGCCAGAGCGAGUCAAUUGCCAGCAGUUCGCGCACGGACGUCGUGCCCUCCAAGGUCCGGUCGGGCAUGUCCUCAACGCGGUUGCAAAAGACACCAGAGUUGCCCAAUGAUGGCGACGUUGAGAUUCGGGAGGUACCCCGGUGA
Aspergillus clavatus NRRL 1 is the source of this 891-nucleotide messenger RNA. RefSeq lists its product as uncharacterized. The transcript has 2 exons. The record is from RefSeq and is a predicted model, not a curated record. Bases 1 to 891 code for a protein of 296 amino acids. Lineage: Eukaryota; Fungi; Ascomycota; Eurotiomycetes; Eurotiales; Aspergillaceae.